AUGCAUAGGAUAUACGUGAUGGGUCAGCCAAUAUCUACACUGUGCAAUUGUGUUUGUAAUCAAACGUGCUCUAAACCAUCUCAAAGAGUGUCCUCUCUACGUAAUAAAGCCGAAGUGAAUUCGUCGGUCCUGUCCGCGCCUCUUACACGUUGUAUUUAUCAUUUCGAUAUAUGGACACCAUCCAAUCAUGACAAAAAUUUAAUUCUUGUCUGGUUAGAUGAGCAAAUGGAUAUCGAUUUAGAAAAUACGGCUCAAAUGAAAAUGUUUUUGCAAAGAAUCAACGAACAGACGCUAUUAUUUUCAAGUCGAGCUCGGUUUGUGGAAUUUUUGGAGACAUUAACAAAUGAAUCGAUAUUUCUCAUUAUAUCUGGGCAAUUUUCCAUCGACUUAUUACCAUUUGUAAAUAGCAAAGAGCAAAUUCAUGCAUUAUAUAUAUUUUGUAUCCAAGACGAUCAUUACAAAAGCUUGAUCAAUGAUUAUUCAAAACUGCGGCGUGUGAGCAAUCAUCAUGUAGAACUUCUUCUUGAAAUACAGAAAGACAUCAGUAUCUAUAAGAAACAAGCAAUAAAAUUCAAUUCAUUGAGUAAAAGUGAGCAAAACUCGAUUACUGAUCUCUCUCCAGAAUCCGCCUUAUUUUUCUGGAGUUAUUUACUUAAAGACAUUUUGAUCAAUACUGAUAAAAGAGAUGAUGCAAAAGAAGUUAUGCUCGCUUAUUGUCGUUUACAAUGCGAAUCAGAUAAUACCUUGCAAGCCCAAAUUGAUGAAUUUGAAAAAUGUUAUCAGUCGAACGAUGCGAUCCAAUGGUACACAAAAGAUUCAUUCGUCCACAGAUUAGUGAAUCAAUCAAUUAAAGCAGAAAAUAUCAAUGCACUAUUACAUCUAAAAUUUUUCAUCACAGAUCUUUCUACUUGCUUAAAAUUGAAAUGGAAACCGGACUAUAUUCAAAGGUCCCAUGGAUUCGUAAAAACCUACCGAGGUGCACAGCUAACAAAUGCAGAAAUAGAGAAGCUGAAACCUGAUAGUCUGAUAACACCAAAUGGCUAUUUGUCUACAAGUGAAUCAUUGGAAACGGCCAGCAUAUAUGCAGGCAAUACACUCUUUGAGAUUGACAUUGAUCCCCUGGUAGAAAAUUUAAUAUUUGCUAACAUUGCUGAGUAUAGUAACUUUCCGCAAGAGCAAGAAAUACUUUCCGACAUGGGAUGUAUAUUUAGAAUUGUUAGUGUAGUCUAUGAUGAACUUAAUCAACGAUCGGUCGUCAAAAUGAUUGGUGUAAAUGAAGCCGAACAACUCGCCAGUGAUUUUAUCGAAAGAAUAAAACAUAGAAAGAAAACCAAUGGAUAUUUUAAUGGUUUACUCAAUGAUUUUGUCGAUAUAAUCGGCUAUGAGCGAGGCAUUAGUCUUUACGAAUAUUUUUUAAGACUCCCAACAGUUGGCGUACAGAACGUUAUCAACAAUUGCUCUAGAUCUAUCCAUUUAUAUGAAAAAUGUUGUGAUGCUUCAAAUGUUGCUAUCCUAUACGGUUGUUUCGGAUGGUUUUUUACACAAAGAGCAGAAUAUGAUUUGGCCAUUGAAUACUGUACUCGAGCUUUAUCAUUAGUAGGAAGUGAGUCACCGAAUGCCAAUAUGGUCAUUGAAAUUGCCAUGAUUCAUAAUACGAUCGGUUGGAGCUAUUACGAGAAAGGAGACUAUGAUCCUGCCAUAUCCUGGUGUCAGAAAGCGAGAAAGAUAUUCAAAUCAUGUCCGUACGUUGAAGAUUCGAAAUAUGUCAAAGUUCUACGAUCAGAACAAAAUUUGAAAAAAUCUCCGUCACGUAACGAUGUGGAAUAUGCCGAAAUUCUUACUAAUAUCGGAUGCAUCUCUUGCAAAAAGAAAGAGUUCGAGCUGGCAUUAUUUUACUGUGAAAAAUCAAUGAGCAUACUCCAAAGAUGUGACCAUGAAACAAUAUUCGAUAGAGACCGCGAAGUGGCGGCAGCAUCCACUAAUGAAAUUGAUAAUCAUCAUGAAACGAUUGCAGCUAAUUAUGAAGUUUUUGCCGAUGUCUGUUUUAAGAAGGAGAACUAUGUUCUUGCACUCGAAUAUUAUGAAAAAGCGCAAGUUAUUUUUGAAACGAUAACGCCACGAAUACCGAUCUGUCUGCAACGAUCACCAGCUAUUUUUGGUCGGAUGAAGCAACGUUUACAAAAUUCGAUCCAAAUCAUAGAAAGAUUGCUCGUUGCCACCAAUCGAAAGAAUACUUGA
Molecule: messenger RNA, 2238 nt
Organism: Didymodactylos carnosus
Lineage: Eukaryota; Metazoa; Rotifera; Eurotatoria; Philodinida; Philodinidae
Source: the annotation of a GenBank genome assembly